Molecule: messenger RNA, 1623 nt
Organism: Mercurialis annua (annual mercury)
Lineage: Eukaryota; Viridiplantae; Streptophyta; Magnoliopsida; Malpighiales; Euphorbiaceae
Product: transcription factor MYB3R-2-like
Exons: 8
Coding region: 179-1456 (425 amino acids)
Biological process (GO): regulation of DNA-templated transcription
Cellular component (GO): nucleus
Molecular function (GO): RNA polymerase II cis-regulatory region sequence-specific DNA binding; DNA-binding transcription factor activity, RNA polymerase II-specific
Source: RefSeq, a predicted model, not a curated record
UCUUCCAACGUAAGCUAUAACUGUUUAAAACGAACCAAUCGAAGCGGUUACACUCACUCUCAUUCUCAGAGAAGCUACCUUUCCCGCUUCUUCUUCUACUCUCAUCCCCAUUAAAAUUACUCAUCAAAACAUACAAUUUUGACCUCAUUUUUGCUUAUUCCCCAUUAAAGCAGGGAAAAUGAUGCUAAUGAAAGUGAAAAAAGAAGAAAAUUUGUGUAAUGUGGAUUUUGCAGCUGAUCAAGAAGUGAUUACAGAUGCUUUGCCUACUUCUGUUUAUUUUCCAAGAAGGGUUACUGGACCAACUAAACAAUCAAUAAAAGGACGCUGGACUGAGCAUGAGGAUUAUCAACUGACGGAAGCAGUUACGAAAUUCCAUGGAAGGAAUUGGAGGCUAAUAGCUAAAUGUCUUCCUCAGAGGACAAUUUCUCAGUGCUUUAGUCGCUGGAAGACGGUUCUUAAUCCUUCAAUUAUUAAAGGAGCUUGGACUAAGGAGGAGGAUGAAUGUAUCACAGCGUCGAUCAGGCGGUUUGGUCCUAAUAAAUGGUCCGUUGUUGCGAAGUCCUUGCCAGGUCGCCUAGGCAAGCAAUGCCGAGAAAGGUGGUUCAACCACUUAAACCCAGCUAUAAGGAAAACUUUGUGGACAAAAGACGAGGAGUUAAUUCUUACUUCUUACCAUGAAAUAUAUGGCAACAAAUGGGCAGAAAUAGCAAUGUUUCUACCCGGAAGGACUGACAAUGCAAUAAAAAAUCACUGGAAUUGCAUUAUGAGGAAGGGGUUUAAUUCGAACUUCCCCCUUGCAAUUGCGAUGAACAGGUGCACGGCUGGCCCUAUCAAUGGCUGCAGUUGUCCACUAAAUCCGAAUAGCAUGGAGGUAAAGCAAGAAAGAGAGACUCCUGAAGGAACAGUUUCUGUCUCUCAAAAUGUGGUGUCGAAAUGCAGGGAUGGUGCUAAAACUGCGAGCCAUGUAACCAAUGGCAUUGUGCAUAGUCCCCUUUUACACUCUGAUUCGGACCUUCUCUUUGACGGAUCUACUUCAACUAGCUCAUGUCAUGAUACAUUUGAAGCUGUUCAUAUUUCCAAUUCCGAUUCAGUACUCAGAUGGCGUAAAGGGCUCAAUGAUCAUGAGCUAGAUGCUGUUCUUUCGGGGUGCUGCGAUAAAAAGGAGAACUCAUGUCCGAAUAGGACGAUAACUGCUACCGGAAAGCAAAACAGAGUUCAGGAACUACAAAUUCCUUCAGUGCAGCUGAAUGAGUAUGCAAAUAGUCCAGUUUGUUGUUUUACUCCUACCAACUAUGUGAAAUUGAAUAGUCCAGAAUCCAUCCUGAGGAAUUCAGCAAGAACCUUUAAAAAUACUCCCUCUAUUAUACGAAAAAGAACUUACAGGGAGUCCGGUUCCGAUGUUAAAGCUCUUAGAAGACAGCUUGAUUUUGCAAAUGUAAUGCCGAAAUCAUCAUAAGAUGAUUAAGUUGGUAAGCUGUUGAUUCGUUGCUUUCAUUUGAUUACCUUAUUAUGCAAAUCAUUAUGUUCUAUGUCAGAAUUGAUAUCUGAUGUAUGUUUUAGAACUGUUGAUUCUGUGAUUUUGAUCUCACUUCUCAAUCAAUGGCCAUCUCAGUAUUACCUUUA